This is a messenger RNA of Medioppia subpectinata, 441 nucleotides long. The record is from the annotation of a GenBank genome assembly. NCBI's taxonomy places the organism in Eukaryota, Metazoa, Arthropoda, Arachnida, Sarcoptiformes, Oppiidae.
UUGAACCUAUUUGUGCCAUAUCAGAUCCUAAUUGUGUUAUGCGUUGCAAUUCAAUCCAUUGCUGCCUAUAGGCUGGACAACAGGUUAAAUACCGAUAGUAACAAUGUUGAUCAUGCUGCAUUGGGCGGUGUUGAAAUAACCGAAGCGGGUAAACACAUUCUAGCCAGAAUCAACGAAGCCAGGGCCGCAAAAUACAGUAAUUUAAGAGUGGUUAACAUGGAUCAAGACGAAGCGAUUGAAGAAAAUUUGAUGGGACGUACAAUCACUAACAAUUGUUAUGCAGUGGCCGCUGGAAAUAUAGUGUUCGCGAUCGCCGGCAAACACGAGGUGACAAUCGGCGAGAAGGCAUUCAUGUUAACCGAUUCCAUAGUUGAAGUAGAGAUUAAGUACGAGUUCUUUUUGGGUCCCCUGUAUUUUGGUGUCUACACCACCAAACCUUAA